This is a messenger RNA of Humulus lupulus (European hop), 1410 nucleotides long. RefSeq names its product zinc finger BED domain-containing protein RICESLEEPER 3-like. NCBI's taxonomy places the organism in Eukaryota, Viridiplantae, Streptophyta, Magnoliopsida, Rosales, Cannabaceae. Gene Ontology annotation, molecular function: protein dimerization activity; DNA binding. Bases 1 to 1410 code for a protein of 469 amino acids. The record is from RefSeq and is a predicted model, not a curated record. The transcript is spliced from 4 exons.
AUGGAUAUUGAUGAGGUAGAUGAAACUCUUCCUCCGAUAGAUGAUCAAGAUCAACCACCUCUCACUCAGACUGAAAACCCUACUCCUCCUACUGAAAAUGGUAGAAAAACUAGGGCUAGAAAGAGGGUUAGACCUCCCACCCCUAGUGCUAGUGGUACUGGGAAAACAAAGGGAAAAGGGUUAUCUGUUUGGGAUCAUUUUACUAAGGAAGAUCGUUCUCCACCCUCGACAGAUCCUAAUGAAGAGUCUCCUCCCCCCAAGUGUAUAUACAAUGCUUCUUCUAAUGAUGUUUCCAUUAGAUACUUGAGGCAACAAUUCAAGGAGAAAGAGAAUGGCCUAAUUUUGGAUGGAAAGUUUUUACAUAUGGGGUGUUGCGCUCAUAUAGUGAACCUAAUUGUCACUGAAGGGUUGAAGGAAAAACAUGGGUCAAUUGCAGCAAUUAGAAAUGUUGUGAGGUUUUUGGAGACUUUUUACGAAAUAACAUUAAAGUUUAGCGGGUCUACUUAUGUUACUGCUAAUAAGUACUUCAUUGAGAUCUGCAAUAUGCAACAGGAGCUGUAUGACUUAGCAGUUGACGAUGAUGAGCAUGAGUUAUUGAGGACAAUGGCAAUGAGCAUGAAACUAAAGUAUGAAAAGUAUUGGGGAAAGCUUGAUAAUUGCAAUGAGGCACUUCUAAUUACCUUGGUCCUUGACCCAAGAUACAAGCUUGACUAUCUCAGUCAUUGCUUUAGUGCUACUUAUGAUGAGAUGACGUGCAAAGAGAUGGUGAAAAGGGUAGAGAAGACAAUACAUGCAAUGUUUGAUCAAUAUAAUGAGACAACAUCAGGUCUUCAUCCAUCGGCAUCUAUGACUCAGCUACAUUCAACCUCUAUUGUUAGUGCUUCAUCCACAUUCGUCAUGCUUGUUAGUGGUCGACCUAGUGCCAACAAGAAGUCACGAAAUUUGCAUGAUGAGUUUGUAGCAUGGAGAUUGGAGAAUUUCAUGAUCAAGGGUGUAGUACUAUUUGUAGUAGCGGUCCUUAUAUAUCGUAUUAACAAUCGAAAGAUGGUCGAAAGAAAAAAUCUCUAUUUGACAGGGCUUCUUCCUAUACCUAUGAAUUUCAUUGGACCCAGAAAUGAUAAGAAUGAUGGAAUGACAAUAAAUGAGGUCGAUAAAUAUUUGGAAGAGGAGCCUGAGCGACCAAGUGAGAAUUUUAAUGUUUUUGGAUGGUGGGCUAGUGGUGGGUGCAAGUACAAGAUCUUAUCACUCAUGGCUCGUGAUUUGUUAGCUAUACCGGUUACCACCGUUGCUUCUGAGGCGACAUUUUCUAUAGGAGAGAUGACCAAUGAUCCUACAAGUGUUGCUGGGCCAGCUUCAUCCUCUGUCAAUUUUCAGUCUUCAGCCUCAUCUGCACAACAAUCUACGAAUUGA